GCCAUCCGUGCAGUCACGACAACAGGUCAACUACAAAUAAGAAACGACAGAACAUACACAAAAUGAUAUAUAUAUAUCGACGACAGUAGGGGGAGAGAGAGAGAGAGUGUGCCUCGGAGCCUCCGCAGCGAUUGAGGAUCUGUGCUCUUCUCAAUUGCUAUUGGUCGUUUGGUUAGUGCAGUUUUCUGGGGGGCUAAGAUGAGCUUCACUGGUCCUUCAGUGGGUUCUGGUGGUCGAACUGCUAGAAGGGUAUUUGAGUUUGGAAGAACCUAUGUGGUAAGACCUAAAGGUAGACACCAAGCCACUGUAGUUUGGCUGCAUGGCCUUGGUGAUAAUGGCUCAAGCUGGUCCCAGCUAUUGGAGAGCCUUCCUCUUCCAAAUAUCAAAUGGAUAUGCCCUACUGCUCCUACCCAGCCAAUUACUGUUUUUGGUGGCUUUCCUUCCACUGCUUGGUUUGAUGUUGGAGACCUGUCAGAAGAUGCUCCUGAUGAUUUGGAGGGUUUGGAUGCUGCAGCAGCACAUGUUGCAAAUUUGUUGUCAACAGAGCCCACUGACAUUAAACUUGGCCUUGGAGGCUUCAGUAUGGGUGCAGCUACUGCCCUAUACUCUGCAUCCUGCUUCACUCAAGGAAAAUAUGGGAACGGCAAUCCAUACCCAGCCAAAUUAAGCGCAGUUGUUGGCUUGAGUGGCUGGCUUCCUUGUUCAAAGACCUUGGCUAACAAGUUACAAGGGGUGGACGAAGCUGCAAGGCGUGCUGCAUCCUUGCCCAUUUUGCUCUGUCAUGGCAAAGGUGAUGAUGUGGUUCCUUAUAAAUUUGGUGAUAAAUCCUCACGGGCCCUGAGUUCAAGUGGAUUUCAGGACGUGACAUUCAAAAGCUAUAAUGGGCUUGGCCACUACACAAUCCCUGAAGAAAUGGAUGAAAUCUGUGGUUGGCUAACUUCAAAGUUGGAGCUUGAGGGGGGCUCUUCAUAAGAUGUAAUUUGUAAAUCUUGAGUAACGGCAAGCGAGCAAGAAGACAAGAGGGAACAUUUGUCUGCAGUUCUAAGCAACAAAGUGAGUUGCUAAAAGUGGUUUGGGGUGUGAUAUACACAUUACUUUGUCAUUGGUCUCUGGUAUUUAAUAUUAUUAUUUUGGUGGGUUGGCACCUAGAUAAACCAUACAUGUGAAAUGGCAUUUAUUUGGGUUAUUAUCAAGCUGUUUGGAAUUUAUUA
Molecule: messenger RNA, 1211 nt
Organism: Alnus glutinosa
Lineage: Eukaryota; Viridiplantae; Streptophyta; Magnoliopsida; Fagales; Betulaceae
Exons: 10
Coding region: 199-972 (257 amino acids)
Molecular function (GO): hydrolase activity
Source: RefSeq, a predicted model, not a curated record